Naumovozyma dairenensis CBS 421 is the source of this 1383-nucleotide messenger RNA. RefSeq names its product C2H2-type zinc finger protein. NCBI's taxonomy places the organism in Eukaryota, Fungi, Ascomycota, Saccharomycetes, Saccharomycetales, Saccharomycetaceae. The record is from RefSeq and is a predicted model, not a curated record. Gene Ontology annotation, molecular function: RNA polymerase II cis-regulatory region sequence-specific DNA binding; DNA-binding transcription factor activity, RNA polymerase II-specific. The transcript has a single exon. Gene Ontology annotation, cellular component: transcription regulator complex; PcG protein complex. The coding region runs from base 1 to 1383 and encodes 460 amino acids. Gene Ontology annotation, biological process: regulation of transcription by RNA polymerase II.
AUGAAUGACAAUAAUAUAUUUCAUGUUGCUCCAGAAACAAGAGAAUAUAAUCAAUUGGGUAACUUAAGCCAUAUUGGAAUCGGUAGCUAUAAUACGCAUAUUCUACGGUCUUCACCACAGUCAAUAAGAGGACGAUUGUCUUCUGUUGGUGAAUUUACGCUUAAUUUGGAUGAAAGUUUAGUUUCGACUAUUUUUAUGCCAUCGAACAUAAGAAACAAUCCUAUAGGACAUAUCGCUACUUCUGAAACAAACAAGGGAGUAGCCAACCAUGCAUUAUCUGCCCAGACUGCCAAACUUGAUAUCACAAAUCGGAACCCAUAUCACCAUAAUGGGCUAUCGGCCGCCCACAGUAGAGAUUCAAAAUCAGAAAUUAACCAAACUUUCUCGAAUACGUCAAUUGAUGCCGAAAUGAAAGUUCAUACAAAAGAUACAUUAUAUGGUACUAAUAGUAGUUCUCAUACACAGCCUGGACUAUUAACCGUUCCUGAAAUCAAUAAGAAUACUCUUACAAAUGAAACAUCUAAUGAAAAGGAAAGUCUUUUGAAAGAGCCAUUCAAAUUACCAACUUUAGGCUCCAAUAACACUAAAAAAAUGAAAACAGAAAGCAGCUCCCGAAAAUUGCCGGUUUUACUGCCAUCAAUGAAUCCACGGGGAAGUCCUCAAGAAAACCCAUCUAACAGAGUUAAGAAACUGGAAUUCGGUAUUUCAGAUCAUAUUCAUCACCGCAGCGCUGUACAAAGGAGUAGUAUUCAACAAGUUUGGCCACGGAAUAUGGAUCCAUCGCAGCCGCAAAUAAUGCCGAAUGUGCCCAUGCCUUUUUUGUCUCAAGAUACUCAGUUAUCUACUUUGAUACAGAGCGCUUUAAACUCAUUCCAAUAUGCUCCAUAUGGAGAAAAUCAGCAAAAUCUUGGACCAUCUCCUCUUAUUAACGAAAUGGCAUCCAUUUUCAAUUUACCUGUUAAUGAUAACCAAUUUUGGCAACGCUCAAAUUCAUUACCUCAGUUACAUGUACCUCCGACUGGUUCAUCCAACUCCAUCAUCUCUCAUCACAUGUCAGUGGAUGGUACUCAGUCAAUGGAAGAUACAACCGAGCCUUUAUCGAAUGAUGUACUUGAAACAGAAAGAUUGAAACUAAUGCUAGACUUAAGUACUAUCCGAAGGAGACAAUGUCCUAUUUGUGGUAAGAUUGUCACCAGAGUCAAUUCAUUACAGACUCAUAUGUUAAUUCAUAGUGGAUAUCGACCAUAUAAGUGUAAAUGGCCCGCUUGUGAGAAGAUGUUCAAUGUUAAAAGUAAUAUGAAUAGACAUUAUAAGAUUCAUUUGAAAAAAAAUUGGGGAAACAAAAAAACCCGGAAAGAAUUGAAAAGAAACGAUGAUGUUUAG